This is a messenger RNA of Paramecium octaurelia, 633 nucleotides long. The record is from the annotation of a GenBank genome assembly. Lineage: Eukaryota; Ciliophora; Oligohymenophorea; Peniculida; Parameciidae.
AGUUCAUGGCUUUUGUUAGCAUUACUAAUAUUGUGGUGGAUGACAAACCCCAACCAUUUACAAGUCCAAUAACAAUGGAUAUUUACUUUGAUGUUAUAGCUGACAUAGAAGACGAAAUAGAAUGGACGUACAGAUUUCAUUAUUAUUAUUAGACUUCUCUAUAUAGGUUCUCCAAAAGAUGAAGCUCACGAUUAAAUAUUGGACUAAUUUUCCAUGGGACCAUUGACUAAAGGAACAAAGCAAUUUACUCUUGAGUCGAAUCCUCCUGAUUGGAAAAAAAUUCCACAAGAUGAAGUAUUGGGUAUCACUGCUUUCAUCUUGACUUGUUCAUACAGAUAGAGAGAAUUUUUUAGAGUCGGAUAUUAUGUCUACAACACCUACACAUCUCCUGAAAACAUUGAAAACGAUCCUUAGGAAGUGAUUAUUGAAGAUAUUGCCAGAUAAAUCUUCAAUAAUAAACCCCGCAUAACAAGAUUUGAAAUCGAUUGGAAUAACCCUGCAAAUUCUGAAGUUCAACAAUAGCCAAUUGAAACUAAAGCAUACAUGUUUUAAGAAUAAUAAGAAAAAUAGUCAGCAGAUGCAACGGAAAUUUAUGGUGCAUUGCAUUAGAUUCAAAAUGUAUUUGACUCUUGA